GACAGACCAAAGAAAAAAGAAAAAAGAAAAAAAAAAGAAAAAUAAAGUUCCUUCCUCUCCUCUCUUUCGUUUCCCUUCUCUUCCUUUUUCUUAUCUCCCCCUUCAAAAUCCGAUCAUACCAAAAAAAAAUAAGUUUUCCCUAUAAAACCUCCAAAAUCAAAUCCCGAUCCUCCAAUUCCCUAACCCCACCUUCAAAUCCAAGCUUCCUCUGUACAAAUAAAAAAUGAUCCUCUCAAAAUUCUAGGGUUUCCUUUUUCUUCUUCUUCGUUUUUUUUUUCAUUCUCUCUCAUCGAAUUUCAAUCCCGGCCUAUGCGAUUUGCGAAGGAGUCCAAAACAUGUACAGCAAUUUCAAAGAGCAAGCAAUAGAGUACGUGAAGCAAGCCGUACAGGAAGACAAUGCCGGAAACUACGCCAAGGCUUUUCCUCUUUACAUGAACGCCUUGGAGUAUUUCAAGACUCAUCUCAAGUACGAGAAGAACCCUAAGAUCAAGGAAGCCAUUACUCAGAAGUUCACCGAGUACCUCCGUCGCGCGGAGGAGAUCCGCGCCGUGCUUGACGACGGCGGCCCCGGACCGGCGUCCAACGGGGACGCUGCGGUCGCUACCAGGCCCAAGACCAAGCCCAAGGACGGCGAAGGCGGCGGAGACGGAGAGGACCCCGAGCAAUCCAAGCUGAGAGCUGGGUUGAAUUCGGCUAUCGUGAGGGAGAAGCCUAACGUGAAAUGGACUGACGUCGCGGGACUCGAGAGCGCGAAGCAAGCUCUCCAGGAGGCUGUCAUUUUGCCUGUCAAGUUUCCCCAAUUCUUCACUGGCAAGAGACGACCGUGGAGAGCCUUUUUAUUGUAUGGGCCACCUGGAACUGGAAAGUCUUACUUGGCCAAGGCUGUUGCAACCGAAGCCGAUUCUACCUUUUUCAGUGUUUCUUCAUCGGACCUGGUUUCUAAGUGGAUGGGUGAAAGUGAAAAGCUAGUUUCAAACCUUUUCCAAAUGGCUCGUGAAAGUGAGCCUUCUAUUAUCUUCAUUGAUGAAAUUGAUUCUUUAUGUGGCACACGUGGAGAAGGCAAUGAAAGUGAAGCUUCUAGACGUAUCAAGACUGAACUGCUUGUGCAGAUGCAGGGGGUAGGGCACAAUGAUCAGAAAGUUCUUGUUCUUGCAGCUACGAAUACUCCUUAUGCUCUGGACCAGGCCAUCCGGCGGCGUUUUGAUAAGCGUAUAUACAUUCCUCUACCAGAAGCGAAGGCCCGUCAGCACAUGUUCAAAGUGCAUUUAGGCGAUACUCCUCACAAUUUAACUGAAAGUGAUUUUGAAAGCUUAGGCCGCAAGACAGAGGGCUUUUCAGGUUCAGAUAUUGCUGUUUGUGUUAAGGAUGUCCUUUUUGAACCUGUUCGUAAAACACAAGACGCAAUGUUCUUUUAUAAGAAUUCUAAUGAUAUGUGGGUUCCAUGUGGACCGAAACAGCCAGGCGCUGUCCAAAUUACCAUGCAGGAGCUGGCAGCAGAAGGGCUUGCUUCAAAGAUCCUUCCACCCCCUAUUUCAAAAGCAGAUUUUGACAAGGUGCUUGCAAGACAGAGGCCUACAGUGAGUAAAUCUGACCUUGAUGUCCAUGAGAGAUUCACGAAGGAAUUUGGAGAGGAAGGUUGAAUAAUUUGAUAAAAUGUUAUCAUGUUGAUCCACACACUAGUUGUGAGAACAUUGGUAUGAUUUGUAUUUAUGUAUCAGUGCUGGAUCCAGUGAAUUAUAUCCCUUAUAUUAAGCUUCUUCACAUGGGGAAGGUGACUUGACUUCCCCGUUUCUGUAUUCAGAUGGAAAUACUGAGGUUUGAUACUUUUGAAAUUACUUGUCCCAAAUUGUGUAAAGUACAGUUUCAGAAUUAUGACCGUAGAAUGUGGACAUGAAGCAUAUGUGAUGCUGAUUGCCUUU
Molecule: messenger RNA, 1919 nt
Organism: Quercus robur (English oak)
Lineage: Eukaryota; Viridiplantae; Streptophyta; Magnoliopsida; Fagales; Fagaceae
Product: protein SUPPRESSOR OF K(+) TRANSPORT GROWTH DEFECT 1
Exons: 8
Coding region: 336-1640 (434 amino acids)
Biological process (GO): endosomal transport; vacuole organization
Molecular function (GO): ATP binding; ATP hydrolysis activity
Source: RefSeq, a predicted model, not a curated record